Messenger RNA from Metarhizium robertsii ARSEF 23, 762 nucleotides. RefSeq lists its product as uncharacterized. Lineage: Eukaryota; Fungi; Ascomycota; Sordariomycetes; Hypocreales; Clavicipitaceae. The record is from RefSeq and is a predicted model, not a curated record. The transcript has 3 exons. Bases 1 to 762 code for a protein of 253 amino acids.
AUGGACCUUGGUGAGCAGGAGCCCUGGCACAGAGGGACCAGGAUGGGCAAGAGCGACAGUCAUCCUCCUGCCCGGAUGGACGAUUAUGACUACUCAUUCGAAGUUGCUUCGAGAGACUGGGCAUAUGUAUCUACUGCCCAAAUCUUGGUAAGCCUGCCAUAUACCAGCCAAGAUUCACAUGGCAAUCCGAUACCCAGUGAUGCAACUUGGACAAGAAUCGACCGUCGAUUUAUAAGCGUCGAGAUGCUCCAAAAGGCCGGUGUGCGAUAUGAAGCGCGAGAGGAUUUUGUCGCCAUCCUCGGCGCCGUCACAAGCGCACAAGUCGUCGAGCUCGUGCAACAUAGCACCGCGAUACGACAGCAGCGCCGGCCGAGACACGGUACACAUGUCGCGGCGCCUUAUCGGGCGAAAUCCCACGAGUCUCAAUUCGCGCAGACCAAUACGCCAAGAGCCGGAAGGUCUGCGCUUCUCACUGCCGAGUCCGACUCAGACGAAGACGUGAACAGAAGCAGUGGGCCCAAGAGCAGGAACAGGGAAAGAUUACAACGCCGAACUGUGCGUGGCGGCAAGCAGAGAGACCAGCUACAGGGCGAAACGACAUAUUCUGUUUCGCGACUACAAGCCUCGGGGCAGAGUACCUCGAAGAUGUUGCCUCGGCAGAGUCUGAAAAGUACAAAGGGUGACCUGGCUGUCAAGACUCUGAGCAUCGCUGGAUCAGUCGCGAGCGUGAUUAGUUUGGCGAAAGACUUUUUGAAGGAGUAA